Molecule: messenger RNA, 534 nt
Organism: Lynx canadensis (Canada lynx)
Lineage: Eukaryota; Metazoa; Chordata; Mammalia; Carnivora; Felidae
Product: optic atrophy 3 protein homolog
Exons: 2
Coding region: 1-534 (177 amino acids)
Biological process (GO): regulation of lipid metabolic process
Cellular component (GO): mitochondrion
Source: RefSeq, a predicted model, not a curated record
AUGAGGGUCACUGCAGGCGCCCACUCCCUGGCGCCGGCGGCCGCGUCCCCAUUGCUCCGGCUGGGACGCCGAGGCGUCGAGGGGCGGGGCCUGCAGCGGCUCCGCGGCCAAAGAUCCCUCACCCCUCUUCCCCCCGCAGUGUACCACUGGGCGGAGAUGCGGGCCAAGAUGCGCCUCAUGGGCUUCAGGGCGGAAGCCGUCAAGCCGCUCAAUGAGGACGCGGCCGCCGAGCUGGGCGCCGAGCUGCUGGGUGAGGCCACCGUCUUCCUCGUGGCCGGCGGCUGCCUGGUGCUGGAGUACUGGCGCCACCAGGCGCACCAGCGUCGCAAGAGGAGCGAGCGGCAGACCGCCUGGGAGGCGCUGCGGGAAGAGGUGGGCCACCUGGCGCUGGCGCUGGAGGCCCUGCAGGAGCAGGUGCGCGCGGCGCCUGCGCAGAGCGCGCUGGAGGAGCUGCAGGCGCAGAUGCGAGAGGUGCGCGCCCGGCUCUGCGCCCGGGACCCGCCGUCCGCCCCCCGAGCGACGCCCGAGGAAUAG